Didymella exigua CBS 183.55 is the source of this 2584-nucleotide messenger RNA. RefSeq lists its product as uncharacterized. Gene Ontology annotation, cellular component: plasma membrane. Gene Ontology annotation, biological process: urea transmembrane transport. Lineage: Eukaryota; Fungi; Ascomycota; Dothideomycetes; Pleosporales; Didymellaceae. Bases 328 to 2349 code for a protein of 673 amino acids. The record is from RefSeq and is a predicted model, not a curated record. Gene Ontology annotation, molecular function: urea transmembrane transporter activity. The transcript has 4 exons.
CAAUGGCGCUAGCCCAUCACGUCCAUCACCGUUGGGCUCUCGCGGCAAUCUGAAUGCCGUACAACAUGACUUUAUUGCAGCCGGAAGGUUAACUAGCGAACCAUUCUCCACGUGUUGGUAGCUGCUAUCUUCGGCAGGACGGCUGGAUGAUACCAUGUAGGUGGGUCUGCACGUCAACGGCAUUGCACCCUAGCAUUCCGAUAUCGAAGCUUUCCGAGAUGGUAAGUACCCAAAUUUUGCUUGUAGAGGCUUGAUGAUCUCUUGUUAUUCCUUCAACUUCUUGUCCUGCAGAUACAUAACGCCACUGCUUGCGUUCCAUCAGUCGAGAUGGCUGUGCAGCUACUUACCCAAGCCGAAGGCUACGGCAUCAUCGUCGGCCUCUCCGUUCUGUUCUGCUUGAUCAUCGUUGCUGCAGUUCAGAUACAGAAACGGUACCUCUCAGAAGAUAGCGAUGAAUCCGAGAUGUUCAUGGUUGCAAAUCGAUCUGUGGGAACUGGAUUGACGGCAUCCGCUGUGUUCUCGAGCUGGAUGUGGAUCAACGAAAGCGUAUUUGCGGCAGCAUAUACCUACAAAUGGGGUAUUGCACUCCCCAUCUGGUGGGCCAGUGGUCUAUCCUUCCAGAUCGCGCUGAUGGCUGUACUCGGCAUCGUCGCAAAGCUGAGGGUUCCAUACGCACAUACAUCGCUAGAGAUCAUGAAGAUCAGGUAUGGCAAGUAUGUGCAUUGGCUGUUCAUCUUGCUCAACCUCAUCAACAACAUCUUCGGCUGUGGCAGCAUGAUCUUGGCUGGAGCGCAGCUGGUCACGGGGAUGACUGGGAUGCACGUUAUUGCUGCUUGCGUCUUGAUUCCUGCUGGAGUCGUGAUCUAUACCGUCAUGGGUGGCUUGAAAGCUACUUUCCUCACGGACUUCCUCCACACACUCGUGGCGCUGAUCCUUUUGAUCUACUUUUCGCUGGCAGUACUCACUAACAAGCACAUUGGUGGCGUUUCUGGCUUGUACGAGAAAGUUAAAGCGGCCAAUGAUUACAUUCCGGGUAACUACGAAGGCUCGCUCCUGACUUUAAAAUCUAAAAGCUCUGUUUUAUUUGGUCUUGUGUUGAAGUUCGGCAACCUCGCGCUCGUGCUCAUGGACACUGCCUUCUGGCAGAAAUCUUUCGCCUCGGAUGUCAAGUCAACAGUGCCGAGUUACAUGCUGGUCUCGAUCGUCAUCCUAGCGGUGCCUUGGUGCACUGGAACCAUCAUCGGGCUGAGUGCCCGCGCAAUCGAGCACACACCAAUAUGGUUCGACUACCCUAACACGCUCACCCUAACCCAAGUCAACUCCGGCAUGGUCAUGCCCUACGUCCUGCGAUCUCUCCUAGGUCACGGCGCCACGACUGGACUUCUCGUACUCGUGUUCAUGGCGAUCACUAGUACCGUCUCUUCCUCCGUGAUCGCGGUCAGCAGCAUCAUCUCGCUCGACUUGUUCCGCACAUACAUCAAUCCCAAAGCCUCCGACCGCAAGACCCUUUCCAUCAGCCAUUGGGGUGUCGUCUUACACGGAUGCUUCAUGGCCGGCUUCGCAAUCAUGCUCGAAUACGCCGGCGCAACCAACAACUGGUCGACCUACUUCCGCCCCAUCAUCGCGUGUCCAGGUAUCAUCCCACUCAUCCUCACUCUUCUGUGGUCCCGCCAAACAAAACUCGCUGCACUGCUCGCUCCAGUUCUAGGUCUUGCGUCAGGUAUAGCAACAUGGUUGAGUCUCUCAUGGCACUGGGGCGGUGCAAUCAACAUCGCAACCACACAGAUUCAACUUGCUGGCUUGUACGGCGCAUGCGUAUCUUUCUUCUCGCCCGCGCUGUAUUCAGUCAUCAUAUCGCUCAUCUGGCCGAGCAAGUUUGACUGGCGCGAGUUCCUUCGCAUUGAUCUCAUCGAAGACAAGACACGCUCGGGCGAAAGCACACCGCCCGAUAGUCUCUCCGGCGUUAAUGUCCUUGACAAACCGAAGGGCACAGCCGUCGAUGAGAAAUGCAAGCACACUACGCCUAUUCAUCAUGUGUCAAAUGCGCAGAGGCCGAUCGAGGAGAUUGUCCAUCCGUUCGAUGAGGAAACGCUGAGGCAUGUGAGAAGGUGGUUCAAGAUUGCGAGUGUAUACUUUGUGGUCAAUGUGCUGACUACGAUUGUCCUGUGGCCUAUGCCGUUGUAUAGAGAUUACAUCUUCACAAGGUCAUUCUUCGAUGGGUGGGUCUCGGUGGCUAUCGUCUGGCACUUUGCGGCCAUGUUUGCGGUUAUCUUAUAUCCGGUCUGGGAUGGAAGGUAUGCCAUUAUGAAGGUGGUGAAGGGGAUGAGUGCGGAGCUUAGGGGGCAGUAGGUGCUAUCUUCAUUCGGCACCAUCGUUCAUUUCAUACAAGCUCAAUUACUCAGCAUAUCUCCCAAGCGAGAUCUGUUCAGUGCACCUUCGAGGUCAACGCUCCUCAUUAUUGGGGAGACUUCCAUUCCAAAACACUUUGCUUAUUCUGUUAACUCAUUCUAGCAGUUCCUUACAAAGAUAGGAACCUUGAUGAUAAAAUGGUACAGAUUCCUCAAAAACCACUCACUUGUGAAGG